GGUGCAGGUGCUGCACAAACAGAAGACAGCAUCGAGCUCGACCUGCAAACAUACAUUUUCCAGUUUAAUAAGGAGAUUGUCAGUACAAGGUGCAGUCAGACAGUUUUAGAUCUUAUCUGGUUUAUUUUUUUUAAUCGCUGAGAUGACUUUAUGCAGCUUGAACAUCUUUCUCAUCGUCACGGUUUGUCUUGGUGUCAUCUUCAACCCAAGUCAUGGUUUCAAGGUGAUCCAACCAGUGAAUCAGACUGUGAACCCAGGUCAGUGGGCAUCGAUCAGCUGUGAACACGACCAACAAGACAAAUUUGUUGUUGAAGACGUUCGACUCUACAGCAUAUUACUAAGGGGAAAACCUUCGAUGCUCUGCCAGAAAGAGCAGAAAGACUGCAAGAACAUCAUCAUGUAUCGUGAGAACGACAAAAAGUUCACCUUCAUCCUACUCAACAUCGGACCAGAGGAGAUGAAGAUGACCUAUCAGUGUGAGAUGACGUUGAAAAUAGGUGAUAUAGAUUAUAUGGAAAAAGGAACACCGACCAGACUACUGCCAGGUCGAAAGGAAACUGAGGAGCCACACAGGCCUCCCACCAACCCUUACCCCGACCCUCCCCUCCCCCCUCAGCCUGGGUCUGAUCUGGUCCGGUGGAUUCUGAUUGGUCUGCUGACCCUGACGUUGCUGUACAGCUGUAUCAUCACGUCCCUCUACAUCAGACUCAUGAAAAGCGACGACAGAGAGGAGUGUGAGAACUCCACCUAUGUGGAAAUGAGGAAGGCUCCUCGUCAAAGACAUGCAGAUUUCAGUGCUUACAGCGGGUAGACCGAUGAUCCAUCCCAACACUGCAGCCACGAUCAAUGUGAACAAAGAGUGGAUGCUCAGGAUUUACCUUUUCACCACGUCUCCUACAACAUUUAAAGACCAUGAGAUAUUUAAAAUGUACUACUGAAGAUAGACAGCAGAGGGAGACAAAGACUGCCUAAAGAGACCACACUGCCCUCUGCUGCACAGCUGUUCAUCUAUGGAGGAAAAUCCAACAUGAUAGAAUAAAUGUAGCAUCGUUCAAAAAGAGUGAACAGAGGAGCAAAUAGUUGGAGAUCCAUUCAGCAUGGUCAAACAUCUUUCUACAGAUGAUGAGCAGAGUAGAGAGGAAAAGUCUUCAGAGGAAACUUGGAGAUAUUUAUGUCCAAAGUUUGUCAACAAUUGUCAAAAAGGAUAAAUUUGUUCAAAAUCAUCAAAAAGACUGCUCGAGAUUGCAGAAAAUUCGUCAAAAACGACUUGAAAAUCAGAUACACUGCUCCAACAUGAUUAGAAAUGAUUUAAAAUGAGUCCAAAGUUGUUCAAAAUGACUCAGAAAUGGUGCAAAGGGACCAGAAGAAAACCAAAGCUACUGGAUGAAUAAAAAAAAGUCAGCAUGGCUCAGAAACAGAGAACAGAGGAUCUCGUAGUUGGAGAUCUAUCCAGCAUGGUGAAACAUCUUUCUACUGAUGAUGAGCAGAGGAGAAGUCUGGAGAUAUUGGAAUCAUGGAAAGAGAUAAACAUCUGUACUGUGAGGAGACCAACAUCUGUUCUGGUUUUGAUAACACCUGUGGACACCAGCAGGACUCAGCACUGGACUUAAAGACGUCCAAAAGGGUCAAGAAAUGUCCAAAAUGACUCAAACGUGGUCAUUUCAAACUAAAUGUAUGUCAUUUUAGACAUUUUCAAGUGAUUUUGGACAUUUAUCAUGUUUUUUUUGGAUACUUCUUUUAAAAAUUAUAUUAUUUAGGGCAAGUUUUAAAUAGUUUUGAACAAUUUUAUAGACUGGAUCAAUGCAGUAAAUGUAGCACGGUUCAAAAACAGUAUAUAAAGGUGAUACAAAGUUGUUUGACAUAAAUUCAGCAUGGUGGAUCGUCUUUCUACAGCUGAUGAGCAGAGCAGAGAGGAAAACACAGUUAAUAGAGGCUGUAAACAUGUAAAUAGUCAGAAAGAUAAAGUAUGUAGCAUCACCAUUACUACCCAGUGUUGGUCACACCUGUGGACUCUUGGAAACAUGUUGCAUGUGUUAAGUCCAGGUUUUUCAAUUUGUGAAAUAAAUAUUUAAAGACA
Acanthochromis polyacanthus (spiny chromis) is the source of this 2077-nucleotide messenger RNA. RefSeq lists its product as uncharacterized. The coding region runs from base 143 to 811 and encodes 222 amino acids. The record is from RefSeq and is a predicted model, not a curated record. NCBI's taxonomy places the organism in Eukaryota, Metazoa, Chordata, Actinopteri, Pomacentridae. The transcript has 5 exons.